Phaedon cochleariae (mustard beetle) is the source of this 2298-nucleotide messenger RNA. NCBI's taxonomy places the organism in Eukaryota, Metazoa, Arthropoda, Insecta, Coleoptera, Chrysomelidae. The record is from the annotation of a GenBank genome assembly.
AUGAAUGAAGGUCCCAGCGACCUCGAACUGCGCAGGCGGCAGUUCAAAGGCCAAAUGUCCACUGUCAACACCAGGAGGCAGCAGGCCGUGUGCGUCAGAAGGGCCUACAAAAGAUACGGCACCAAGAGCAACCCUUACGUCAUUCUGGACGGUUUGAACAUGACAGUGCCAAAAGGAUGUAUAUAUGGGCUGUUAGGUGCCAGUGGAUGUGGUAAAACCACGUUACUCAACUGUAUCGUUGGAAGAAAAAGACUGAAUUCUGGAGAGUUGUGGGUGCUUGGAGGCACCCCUGGGUCGAGUGGCAGUGGGGUACCGGGCCCCAGAGUAGGAUACAUGCCACAGGAAAUCGCCCUGUAUGGCGAGUUCACCAUCCGAGAGACUUUGAAAUACUUCGGCUGGAUCUCCGACAUGACCACAGCCGAGGUGGAGGCCAAAGUGGAUUUUUUCGUCAACUUCUUGAUGCUACCAGAUGCCGACAGACAAGUGAAAAACCUGAGCGGAGGGCAACAGCGCAGAGUAUCCUUGGCGGCCACGCUGCUGCACGAGCCCGAGCUGCUGAUCCUCGACGAGCCCACUGUCGGCGUGGAUCCACUGCUGAGGAACAACAUCUGGAAUCACCUGGUCGAGAUCACCAAGCACGGCAGAACGACUGUUAUCAUCACCACGCACUACAUCGACGAGACCAGGCAGGCUCAUCUGAUCGGCCUGAUGCGAGGUGGUUACUUUUUGGCCGAGGAGUCUCCCGAGCGACUCAUCCAGCAGUUCAAUGCCGACAGCCUCGAGGACGUCUUCCUCAAGCUGAGCGUCAUGCAGAACAUGAACAAGCGUCGCCGGUCGUCCAUCUUGCAGAGCGUCACGGAGACGAUUCGCGUGCCCGAGAUAGCGACCGGCGCCGUCAACGACGCCGUCGUGCUCGACGACGAGAUGGGCGUGGGGGAGAUAUCGGGAGAGUUCGGGGAUAACGUGUCGAUGACCAGCCGGACGAGCAGAAGAGUUUCCAUAGCCCCCGAACCCGCCCAUGAAAUUCACCAGCCAGAGCUGCCGCCCGAAGACAAACCGGAAGUCUUCUACAGAGAUUACCUCAAGAUCGUCAAACUCACGCACAUGCGCGCCCUCAUUUGGAAAAACUUUUUGUGGAUGUGGAGGAACAUCCCUAUCAUGAUGUUCAUAAUAGGGCUGCCCGUAGCACAAAUUAUACUAUUUAGUUUAUCGGUCGGGCACGAACCAGUUGGCAUUCACCUAUCCGUGGUCAACAAGGAAAUCGACUAUCCUGCUGAACAUUGCAAGCAACAACUAGGCUGUAAUAGUACGAGACUCAGCUGCAACUACUUGGAAUAUUUAGCCAACAAUUAUUCGGUGAAAUUGGAUUAUUGGGCUACCGAAGAUGAGGCCAGAAGGACAGUAGAAAAGGGCGACUCGUGGGCUGUAAUAGUACUCGCUCACAAUUUCUCUGAUGCCAUGAGAUCCAGGAUAGAAAAUGGCAGAGACGUACCGGAAGAGGACUUGCACAGUUCCACGAUAAACGUCUAUCAGGAUAAAUCCAAUGAAAAUAUCGCUACCUAUGUGGAAAGAGACCUGCUGUUCGGGUUCGUGAGCUUUUUGGGAUCAUAUUUGAGCUCUUGCGACAUAGACCCUGUUAUUGCUGGAUUGCCUUUGAGAUGGGAAGCGCCUAUUUAUGGAUUUGGAGAUCCGGAUUUCACAAAUUUUGCUGCUCCAGGAGUGACGUUGACCAUAAUAUUCUUCAUGGCCGUGGCGUUGACCUCGGGCGCCAUGAUAAUGGAGCGCAACGAGGGCAUCCUCGAGCGGUCUUUAGUCAACGGCAUCAGCGGCACCGAGCUGCUCUUCUCGCAGAUCAUCACGCAGUUCGUGGUGAUGCUGGGCCAGACGGUGAUGGUGAUCGUCGUCGCGUUCGUCUUCUUCGGGCUGACGCAGGAAGGCAGCUGGUGGCUGGUGUUCGCCAUCACGGUGUUGGCCGGCAUGUGCGGCAUGUGCUUCGGCUUCGUGGUGUCGUGCGCUUGCGACAACGAGCGCUCCGCCACCUACAUGGCCCUGGGCAGCUUCCUGCCCAUCGUGAUGCUGUGCGGCAUCAUCUGGCCCAUCGAGGCCAUGAACGACUACCUGAAGCUGGUGUCGACGGUGUUGCCGCUCACGCAGGCCACCGACAGCCUGCGCUGCGUGCUGGCCAGAGGCUGGGGCAUCGCCAAUCCCGUCGUGUACAACGGCUUCGUGGCGCUCACCGUCUGGAUACUGCUCUUUUUGACCAUCAGUAUACUGGUGAUCAAGUUCAAGAAGGGGUAG